UAUGAUAAUCAUCCAAUACGUAUACGAUGCCUCUCGACGAUCAUCGUCUUCGUUGUCUUCAUCAUCGUCCUGCUCGUCGACGGAGCGUCUGCGCGGCGAAACAGCAUCGUUAACUCGUUACGCGAUCGAGACGAACGAGAUGACUGGAAGAGUCACGUUCGGUAUCGAUUCGAUUAUCGAACGGGCAUAUCGAAAAAGUGCAAGUUCGUUGGGUGGACGAUCGCUGCGGUGUCGCCGAAUCGAACGUUUCCCGCGGUUCAACAAACAGCACAGCCCUUUCGGUGCACGUCAAUGAAAAACGAUGGUACGUAUAAUUACUUUUUCUUUGUCCACUGUUUGGAGGUCGAUCGACGACGUGGUCCCGCGACGCGUUUUCUUCCUCCUCACAGUCACUCUCCGUGUCCCGAUACGUUUUCACGUAUCUCUGCUUAUUUCGUUAUCGUGCCUCCGCCUUCACCGCCGCCUCCUGCUCUUUCUCAUCCUCCACCUUCUUCUCCUCCUCCUCCUCCGGCCGUCGCCGCUACCACCACCUCCACCUUCCUUCUCCGUUUCUUCUUCCUCCACCUCCAGCUUCUUCACCCCGCCUCGUCGUUCUCUCCCUUUUUCUCUUUCUUCCUCCUCCUCCUCCUCCACCACCUCCUC
Messenger RNA from Osmia bicornis bicornis, 642 nucleotides. RefSeq lists its product as uncharacterized. The record is from RefSeq and is a predicted model, not a curated record. Lineage: Eukaryota; Metazoa; Arthropoda; Insecta; Hymenoptera; Megachilidae.